Messenger RNA from Drosophila serrata, 5151 nucleotides. Its product is annotated as (E3-independent) E2 ubiquitin-conjugating enzyme UBE2O. Gene Ontology annotation, molecular function: ubiquitin conjugating enzyme activity. The record is from RefSeq and is a predicted model, not a curated record. Lineage: Eukaryota; Metazoa; Arthropoda; Insecta; Diptera; Drosophilidae.
UCGAUAGUAUCGAUAUUCUCCCAAGUUGUAGCAGGCGAUUUGCUUGUGCUCCGUUUCUCGUUUUGUUUUUGUAGGUUUUGACUGUUUUAUUUAUAGUUUUUCAAAGAAGUCGGCAAAAUUACCCAAUUAAAUUGUAAUUAUUAGUCAGGCGUACAAAUUAGAUGUGUGUGCUCCGUGCAAGUUCUAACAGCACCGCAGUGUCCCCCUGUUACAGUUACCAAUUGAAAAACCGAGAAAGAGAGAGCGAGAAAAAGUCCAAGAACAAGAAUUCGCCAAAGAAUAACCAAAGAAAUACCAGCUGCAAUUUCGCAUUGAUUUGCCCUUCCAUGCCAUCAAUUCACCAUUGGUAAUAUGUCGAGCCAUGUGGCGGGUGCUGCCAGUGAAGUCGGUGGCGCCCCAGAGCUUCAGCAGCAGCAGCAGCCGCCGCCAUCAUCCACGGAGGCCGCUGCUCCAACGGCAGCAGCGGCGUCAUCGGCUCAUGAGCAGGCACAGGGUCAAGGACAGGUGAAGACGCCUUCGACGCUGGAGGCCCGUCAUGCGGGCCACUCGCGGCGCACGGGCGGCGGCCAGGCGCCGUCGAAGAGCCAACCAGGCAACCAGGAGUACCAGUACUUCUUCGAGGACGAAGUAUUCCGCAUCGAUCGACGUGGCCGCGUCCAUUUCGGCGUGGUCACGGAGACGGCCGAGUCGUACUCGUCCGACGAGGACGAUGUGCCCGACGAGGUUCUAUCCAAGGGCGAGGUUCGCGUGGCCUUCUACCCAGACGGCAAGGAGAUGGUGCAAACGGAACAGUCGCUUGGACUGGCGGACAGAACCCUAAUGCCGGGCGAUGUGGUCCGUAGGCGUUUGCCCGGGCAGAAGGAUCUCACUGGUCAGGCGGGCUAUGUGCGGGACGUGAACGUGUGCGCUGAUGUCAAGGUGCUGGGUUCCAAAUAUAUCAUUAAAAACGUACCAGCCGAGCGGCUGCGUCCCAUCUCCGAGUGGACAAGGGAACUGGCCGUGUGUCUGGGCACCUGGAUAGGCACCACAGUUCACGUGGAUGAGAGUGCAGUCCUCAAAUCCGCUAAUGGCGCCCGUUUUGAAAUCACCUCAUUUGAUUUCCAUAAAUUCAAGGAUGCGGUGGGCUCUUGCACUACUCGUGACGUCUUCAAUCCCAAUGUCUAUUAUCGGGGCAACUUGGUGGUCGGUCGCUUGCCGCCCCCUAAUCGCGUCAAGAAUCUGACACCAGAUAUCGCUAUACCCACCAAUCGAAAGGGGCGCGCCGUGUACACCGUGGAAUCCAUUGACACCUCAUCCAUUACCGUGGCCUGGACAUGCAGGGCCAUCUCGCAGUUCGAAAAUGUCAAAGAAAUUGAUCCACUAAAACAUCCAAAAACCAUCAUAAAGGGCGAGGACUUAAGCAAGGUGAAACGCCUCAACAUUUACGAAUCCUAUAUGCUGCAAAUUCACGAUCGUUUCUACCUCAAGUAUUCAAAAUGUGAUAAACUAGUUAAAUACACUGACUGGGAGGAUGAGCAAGCGAUUAAAUACACCUCAAUUUUUAAUCGCCAUCAUAGGCCAGAUCUGAUAGAAAGCAAGCUGAACGUUUCGGGUAGUCCGACAGCAUCCAGCAGUAGCAAUACACGGAAUCUGCCCAAGUUCCGUCGCCUGGCCAGCAAGUUUGGUGGUAUGCGUAUGGCACGAUCAGCAUCUGACCAUGACUCCAACGCCAAUGCCAACACGUCACUUAAGGCUAGUGAGAAUGCAUCUGAAAUAAAGAAUCGGCCGGGUGGCAAUGAGGAGACCUGGGACUCGGUAGACGAUGAAGAGGAAGAGGAUGAGCAGGACGUUGCUGAGCCCCUGAACCCUCCGGCCUCCGAAAAACUAUCUGGCGGCGCUGAGGUAAACCCGUCGACCGCCGCUACUGUGAGUACUGCCUCCCAAACACCAAGAAUCACUAUGCGCUAUGCCAAGCGGCGGCAUAUGAAAAAGAAGCUUAAGAGUGUGAAGAAGCUGAUCACUUCGCCGUUCGUCAAGAAAGAGAUGAAUCCCAAGGAUGGCGAUGAAAUCGUGGUGGAGACGCUGGUCGUUUACAGCACGGUGACGGUUGUUUGGCAGGACGGGGUGGUCGAGGUUGGCAUUCAUUCCACAGAUCUGUAUCCGAUCCAUCAUCUGGAUAACCAUGAGUUCUUCCCGGGCGACUUUGUAAGUAAGGCUAACGAAAACAGCACCGGAACAACCGAUUACGGGGUUAUUCAAUGUGUGGACCACGACGAGCGCAUCGCCAAGGUUAAAUGGUUUAAUAUAUACACACAAAUAGAUAAUCCAAUUCCUUUGUACAAAGAGACGGAGGAGCUGAGCGUAUAUGAUCUGAAGGAUCAUUCCGACUACCAGUUCCGACCAGGCACCAUGGUCAUUCGCGUGUCCAACUUUACAGGCGAAGACGUCGAUUCAACUGCUGGCCAGGUGAUCGACAAUUAUCCCGACGGGCGUGUCCGUGUUUGGUGGGCCAUGGGCCACAUUACCAAGUGCUAUCCCCAGGAUCUCUUUGAGAUCAAUCACACCGAUCCGGAGGGCUACGAAUCGGAUCCAUCCGAUGACUCCUGGGAAACGCAAUCGGAAAACAGUCGUGUUGGUGUUUGUGUACACAUGACGUCGACGGAUAACGAGGAACUUAUAAGCGGCAUCAAUAAAGCAAUGGAGGCUAUGCACCUGCUAAACAGGGUAUUUCGCGGCCUGCCCGAAUGCCGCAAGCCGGAUGUGCUCAAUGACCUGGUGACCGUGUACUCAAAUUGCCGUUACCUUGACCAUAUGCUAAAGACCCACUUCUUCCAAGAGGACAUUUUUAAAGAUAUCCUCAAGUUGACCAACAAGUGCCCCGACUGCGCCGUGUCGGAACAUGAAGAAUCACCCGCGAAGAUUUGGUCUAACGUGCCCGCAACUCCAACUAAUAUUAACCCGGUUUUAUCUGUUGAUGCCCAGUCCUCAUCGACGCCAACAAAAAGGAAGUCGUCAACGGAAUUGGACGAGGUCCAGUGCAAAAAGAGCGUGGACGAGAUUAAUGAAGAGGAUUUACUCGGCGUUGGAUCGUGCGAACCGAACUCUCAGGAAGAGAAGGAAAUGUUCCCCAACCGGCUUAUUGAUAAAUAUCGCUGCGAAUACUCUAAAUUGCUGAACACUGCACAUGCCAGCAUUGCGAAAGCCUUUGAGAAUCGUGGCAAGAACGAUUCGGGCGUCCACUCGCGCGGGGAAAACAUCUCGGGCGAGGUAAACAAUCCUUGUAACGACGAGAAGGACAUGGGCGAGGAGAAUUUAGACGAAAAGGGAGCUCUGUGUGACUUCACUAUCGAACUGAUUGGUCAUCGAAAUCCUCGUGUCUGUGAAAUGUUUUGGCGUCGGAUCUUUGAUCAAAUGCGAAAGUGUCGUCAAUCACUUGAGGAUUCGUCCUCCAAGUCCAAACUGAACACCAAGGAUGAUGACGAAGAGGUAAGCGAUGCGGAAGAAGCGACUGAGGUCGCCGAUACAGAGGAGAUUUCCGACGAGACAGCAGCGGUUGAAGAAGCCAUGGAGCAGACGCUAAAUCUAAAUGUCCUGUCCGAGUCGCUGCCGUCUGUGGACAGUCCUAUGGCCUGUUCAUCGCCUUCGCUAGCCACAGUUUCCAAUCCCAGUCCACCCGUUUCCGACGAUUGCUUCCAAGUGCUGUCCAAUGCACCGCCGACACAUCACUUCUACGGCCACAUAAUAGCCCCCGCCAACAAGUCCUACUAUCAGCGCGCAGUGCAAAGGGAAUACCGCAUGCUGCAGGCCUCCCUGCCGCCCGGCGUGGUGGUACGUGCCUACGAGGAUCGCAUGGACCUAAUGUCGGUUAUGAUGGUGGGUCCGAAGCGUACGCCUUACCAGAACGCCCUCUUCUUCUUCGACUUUCAAAUGGGCCGCGACUACCCGAAGAACCCGCCCGUGUGUCAUUACCUCAGCUAUUGCACGGAGCGCCUCAAUCCGAACCUGUACGAGGAGGGCAAGGUUUGCGUGUCGCUGCUUGGAACGUGGUCUGGACGCGACACCGAGGUGUGGUCCCCUAGCAGCACCAUGCUGCAGGUGCUCGUCUCCAUACAGGGUCUCAUACUGGUCGAUGAGCCCUACUAUAAUGAGGCGGGCUACGAGAAACAAAGAGGCACCCAAUUGGGCAAUGAGAACUCUCGUGUCUACAACGAGAUGGCUAUCAUUAAGAUUGCCCGCUCCACGGUCAAACAGCUGAAGAAUCCACCGCCCAUUUUUCGCAACGAAUUAAUCGAACAUUUUAAGGAGUUUGGUGGCGAGCUGGUCGGACGCAUGCAAGCCUGGUCGGAGUACUCGGCGGAGGAGCAGCGUCAGAAGAUAAGCGAUAUCAAGGAUGUGAACGACGAGUUAAAGGCGCCCUGCGAGAUGCCAGAAUUUCCGCUCCUUCCCUGUAGCCGGGGCUUCUGUGUUGCGUUCAAGGGAGUGCUGGAUCAGCUGAGAAGUGAGCUGGCAGCUUUGGGGGCGGCUCCGGCGAAGAGUGAACAAAACGGCAUCGAGACGGCAGUUGCAGCGGCAACGGGAAUGGGAAUUGCGCCGCGUGCCGCUCCGGAGGAGGUCUGAGUGCCAUUCAUAACCGCCUGUGUCGAUGCCUGUGAAAUUGGUGCCUAUUCGAAGAACUCAAGACUUUUGCCGCCUUGGCAAAGGGCAGCAGCGUUUUAUACCCAAUCUUAAAUGCCGAAUUUUUCUCCACUCGAAUUGCUGGCACGAAGCCAGCCUGUUAGUUAAAUGAAUUUUCUAAAUUUAUUGCUUAUUAUUUUUUCAUGAAAAAAACAAAAUGAAAAAAAAAACAUGAAAACGAUAAUACGCUUCAUAUUUAUGGCGCUAGCAUGCACCCAAUGUAAUGUUAGUCAAUUUUAUUUAUUUUUAGUUGCCAGCGCAAAACAAGUUAAUCAAGCAUCUUUGUAUCUAGUGAAUUGUUCCGAUGUGUUUGCCCGUUACCUGGUCCGGUCUAACGAAUCUCUGUUUAUGCUAGCGCUGUUGCGCUAUAAUUGGCAUUCCACUAGAGCUUAGCUUAGUUAGUCUAUCCGUGCCCCUUCUGCUCAGUGUACGUAAUAGUGUAAGCUAGCCAAUGCGAUUAUGUGAAUAAAUUAGCAAUUUUAUUUAUUAUGCCUCCAA